This is a messenger RNA of Puntigrus tetrazona (Sumatra barb), 2385 nucleotides long. RefSeq names its product 5-hydroxytryptamine receptor 3A. NCBI's taxonomy places the organism in Eukaryota, Metazoa, Chordata, Actinopteri, Cypriniformes, Cyprinidae. Gene Ontology annotation, biological process: signal transduction; chemical synaptic transmission; monoatomic ion transmembrane transport. The coding region runs from base 509 to 1957 and encodes 482 amino acids. The transcript is spliced from 9 exons. Gene Ontology annotation, cellular component: membrane; neuron projection; synapse. Gene Ontology annotation, molecular function: extracellular ligand-gated monoatomic ion channel activity; neurotransmitter receptor activity; transmembrane signaling receptor activity. The record is from RefSeq and is a predicted model, not a curated record.
UUAUUGUUUAAUGUAAGAUAUAAGUAUUGAAAUAAACAGGAUAAAACAUUUCUAAAUGAAUAAUUAUAGCUAAUGAUUAUUAAGUUAUUAAUUUGAAGCAUGACUAAAAGAGGACCCCAAAAAUGCUCUUAAAAAUGCAAUAUGUUAAGUAACAUACAAACAAGGAGUCUUUGGAUUUGUAGGUGGCAUCAUGAAAAUAUAAAACUACCCAUGCUAUGGUAUAUAAAGCGACUGGAUAUAUAUCUAAGAUGAUUUAAUAUGGUAAAGUAGAUUUAAUAAUGUCUUGAGAAGCCAAAAUAGCUUAAGCGUGAAAGGUGUUUUUUCCUCUAAUUAAACGUGUGGAACUGAACAUGUUUAUCAUCUGAUGGAAAACAGGUCUAAUGAGUUCGACCGAACGGAUCUGAAGCUAUUAAAACAAGACAGCUCAGUGGUUACCGAAGGUGUUAAACAACAUGCAAGCGCAUAUGACUGUGCCAGUAAAGUUAUCACAUUUCACCUGUGGAAGUAAAUGGUGAGCAGUUUUAAACUAAAGGAUAUCUCAUCCACACCGAGCAUUAUGGGACAUCUUUGGCAUUUUGUUUUGCCAUUUUUCAUUCUACUCAAAGCGUCGUGUCUGGCAAAUAUGCUUCGUUGUGAAGAAGGACAAAGUGGACCCACGUACGAGUCUCUACAGGAAGUCAUCGACAAGAAGUCCUUCAGACCUUCUGUCAACCUCAGCACUCCCACCAUAACCAACAUCUCCUUCACUCUCUACGCUAUCUUGGGAGUGAAUGAAAAAACACAAAUUCUCACCACGUUCCUCUGGCUCAGGCUGUACUGGUUCCAUGAAUUCCUCAUAUGGGAUGAAGAAGCCUGUGACGGCAUUACGAAGAUUUCACUUCCUGUCAAAGAUCUCUGGAUGCCUGACAUUAUUGUUUAUGAGUUUGUGGAUGACGAUGUCUCUCAGGCCUGUCCGUAUGUGUAUGUGAACCACACGGGCCACAUCCGCUAUGACAGGAUGUUGAGGCUGGUUAGCGCCUGUAACCUACAGAUCUUCAGUUUCCCUUUCGACGUACAGAACUGCUCUUUCACCUUCGGCUCCUACAUGCAUACCAUAAGGGACGUCCGUGUCAGUCCUGCCCUGUCCUUCCAGGAGAUGACGGCAAACUCGAAGAGUUACCUGCAGGCCAGUGGAGAGUGGGAGCUGGUGGUCAUCUUGGGCAAAGCUGAUAUUUUGAAGUUCGGAAUAGAUGAAUGGGACAUCAUCACUUUCUGGGUGGUGAUCAAGCGAAGGCCGAUACUGUAUGUGGUGAACCUGAUCAUCCCCAGCUCCUUCCUCAUGAUCAUCGACAUCCUGUCCUUCUACUUGCCGCCGCACAGCGUGGACCGAUCCUCUUUCAAAAUGACGCUUAUUCUGGGAUACACAGUCUUUCUUCUCAUUAUGAACGAUCUGCUUCCCAGCACUGCUAACGGGACGCCUUUAAUAGGUAUCUAUUUCUCUGUGUGCCUGGCACUCAUGACUAUAAGUCUACUGGAGACGGUCCUCAUCACCUGCGUCCUCCACCACAAUUCAAUGAAAUACAGGGAGGUGCCGCACUGGGUUCAGGUGCUGGUGAUGCGCUUUAUUGCUCGACUUAUUUGCUACAGUUUCCCUGAAGACCCUUUAGCCAAGCUAGAAGAGAAACAAGAAACCAACCCAUGGGUCAUCAAGCCCUCAGAAUCAACGUCCAGUCAGCAGACGUCCACUAAUGCGUCUGGAUCCAUGACACUGGAUGUGCCUGAAUUAAGACAGAUCAGUCAGGAUCUUAGAGAGAUGAACACUUACUUGUCCAUUUUACGAAAAGAAGACCAUCUACAGAACCAGUGGUGUCAUGUGGGCUACAUCCUCGACUUCCUUCUCUUCCGCAUUUACCUAUUGAUAAUCACGGGAUAUGCGCUUGUGAUCAUAUGCAUGUGGUGCAUUUGGAUGAACCAGUAGAAAGAGUACAGGCUACUAGAAAAGAAUGGUUUAUAUAGGCUUUUGGUUGUUUUAUGUAGAAACUGACAGAUAUUGUUUUAUUUCUCCAUAAUUAAAUAUUGGUUUUGUAAAGCCACCAAUGAAUGGUUCGUUUAUUCAUAUCGGUUAUCGGUAUAUAAAUAUACAAAUAAUCUGUAUUAGUUAUAACAUGGUGACCAUAUGUCCACUUUUCCCGGCCUGGUCAGGACCAGGCAUUUCCCGAUUUUUCUUAUUGAUGUUCUCUUAUACAUUAUAUAAACAUGUAUUUCACAUAACUGUUCUCUGUAGUUUCCUCCUUUUUACAUUGUGUACUUUUCAGUCAUUACUUUGUACAAGUAUUAAACCAAUAUUAAAACAAAACCCGAUAUAAUAACCGAUAUGCAUAACUGAACCAUUUAUCGGUGGAUCUG